Ctenopharyngodon idella (grass carp) is the source of this 4039-nucleotide messenger RNA. RefSeq names its product protein phosphatase 2, regulatory subunit B, beta a (gene ppp2r2ba). NCBI's taxonomy places the organism in Eukaryota, Metazoa, Chordata, Actinopteri, Cypriniformes, Xenocyprididae. The record is from RefSeq and is a predicted model, not a curated record. Gene Ontology annotation, molecular function: protein phosphatase regulator activity; protein binding. The transcript has 9 exons. The coding region runs from base 504 to 1835 and encodes 443 amino acids. Gene Ontology annotation, biological process: peptidyl-serine dephosphorylation. Gene Ontology annotation, cellular component: protein phosphatase type 2A complex; cytosol.
AACGACAGAACCACAUGAAACCACGAAACAGACUGUCCUCAGCAGCAAAGCAAGAUCGAAAGACCGAGAGAGAGAGAGAGAGAGAGAGAGAGAGAGGUGGACGGAUCGAGCGCUUGACGCAUAACCCCGCCUCCUCGGCUCAGAAGGUGGAAAUCCUGCCCUAGUUUACCACAUUCAGCGCACCUCGUUUACCACGGUGCCAGGGUUCCUUACACCUUUACGUAUUCGUUCUCCAUUUAUCUGCUUUUAAGAUAGAAGAGCUUUUAAACGGAUUCGCCAGUACACCUGUUUAAGAAGUGCUUCACAUGCGUUAAGUAUGAAUUGCUGAGGGAUUUUUUGCCAAUCGAGCUCCAGCUGUAUCACCCCGGGCAUCAGAUCAUCCGUCACGUUCAUGAGAGGGGCGACAGACAGCGCGAUGGACCCACAAACCGCCUGCUGAUGUUCAGGGUCCACGAUGGAUUCCUGCGUGUCUACUUCAGCAUUCCCAUAUAACGGAAUCAUAAAUGGAGGAGGAGAGUGACAGCCGCAAAAUUAACAACAGCUUCCUUCGGGACCACAACUAUGCAACCGAAGCUGACAUCAUCUCUACUGUGGAGUUCAACUCUACUGGAGAGCUCUUGGCCACAGGAGACAAGGGAGGAAGAGUUGUGGUUUUCCAAAGAGAGCAAGAGAGCAAGAACCAGCCUCACAGACGUGGGGAGUAUAAUGUUUACAGCACGUUUCAGAGUCACGAGCCGGAGUUUGACUACCUGAAGAGUUUAGAGAUUGAGGAGAAGAUCAAUAAGAUACGCUGGCUGCCUCAGCAGAAUGCUGCAUACUUCCUGCUCUCCACCAAUGAUAAAACUGUGAAACUGUGGAAGAUCAGUGAGAGGGAUAAGAGACCAGAAGGAUAUAACCUGAAGGAUGAAGAUGGAAGAAUCAGAGACCCGGCCACCAUCACCACAUUACGGGUGCCAGUACUGCGGCCUAUGGACCUCAUGGUUGAGGCCGCACCUCGGAGAGUGUUUUCCAAUGCACACACAUACCACAUCAACUCCAUCUCUGUCAACAGUGACUACGAGACCUUCAUGUCCACCGAUGACUUAAGGAUCAACCUGUGGAACCUGGAGAUCACAAACAGAAGCUUCAAUAUUGUAGACAUUAAGCCUAUGAACAUGGAGGAGUUAACGGAGGUGAUAACGGCAGCAGAGUUUCACCCUCACCACUGCAACACCUUCGUCUACAGUAGCAGUAAAGGCUCCAUACGUCUGUGUGACAUGAGGGCAGCAGCGCUCUGUGACAACCACUCGAAAUUUUUCGAGGAGCCAGAAGACCCAAGCAAUCGUUCCUUUUUCUCUGAAAUCAUCUCCUCCAUCUCUGACGUAAAAUUUAGCCACAGUGGGCGGUACCUGAUGACACGUGACUACCUGACUGUAAAGGUCUGGGAUCUGAACAUGGAGAGCAAACCACUGGAAACCUAUCAGGUACAUGAUUACCUAAGAAGUAAGCUCUGCUCGCUGUAUGAGAAUGACUGCAUCUUCGAUAAAUUUGAAUGUGUUUGGAAUGGAUCAGACAGCGUGAUCAUGACUGGUUCCUACAACAACUUCUUCCGAAUGUUCGACCGUAAUACGAAGCGUGAUGUGACACUGGAGGCGUCCCGGGAGAACAGCAAGCCUCGGGCAAUUCUGAAACCUCGUAAGGUGUGUGUGGGCGGAAAGCGCCGCAAAGAUGAAAUCAGUGUGGACAGCCUGGACUUCAGCAAGAAAAUUCUCCACACCGCCUGGCAUCCUUCCGAGAACAUCAUCGCUGUGGCAGCCACCAAUAACCUUUACAUAUUCCAGGAUAAGGUCAACUAGCACAACUGUACCACCUCCACAUGUUCCUGAGAAGAGAGAGAAAGAGGAAAAAACGCUGUAGCCCAGCAGGAUAUUCCAGGGUGUGUUUUGUGAUGAGAAACAUGAAGUUACCUAUGAUGUGGGCAGAAGUAUGAACAGAUUGUGCUGGGUAAGAAGGCCAUGUUGUGCAAGGAUGCUGCCAGACUUUCACAAACAAGAAGCAUCCUGCCCUGCACAAUCAUUCUUCCUCUAUUAAGUACCUGCAUUUCUUCUUCCAUAAACUCUUGUUUAUUUAUCGUAUUUAUUCAUUUCUCUGCUGGAAGGAAAUGCCUGACUCUUUAAAUCUGGACAAACGUGCAUUUUCAUUGCUAUGAAAAAGAAUAAAGAAUCUUUAAUAAGGCAAAAACAAACCUUGAAUAAGACGGGCCUCCGCAGACAUACUGGCAUCAGAAAAAAAGGGGUGCCUUUACAAAAAACAAUGGAUUUUCAUUCCCUUUGAAACACAAUGCUCUCCAACUUCCUCCGAAGUGUCUGACUGAUCCGUAACAGACUAAGAAUGUGACACUGCGAUGAUUGUAGUGUUGAAACAAACAAUCUGUGGAUGGAAUCACAGUAGUGUCCUGAUCGGUCCUCUUGAAAGGAGCUCUGAAGUAAAGUCAAUCCCAUUGGUCAUGUUUUGUCAAUCCAUGUUGUCGUCUUAUUUUGAUGUAAGUAACCAUUAACAAGCUGUGGUGCCUUCUUUUCGUAUGUGGGUACUUGGGCGGCAGACGGGGUGGUGGGUGGGAGGGUUUUCGGAAGGGUGGUAAUUGGGUUGUGAAGUGUGAAUGUUUUUACAAGAAAUGUGAAGAAUAGCUUUGUGUAAGAAAGGAAAAGAAUUGCAGCGACAUGAUUUUACAGUACACAGAAUUGAAGUACUUGAAUUCUGCAUUAUAGUCUUCACUUUAUCUCAGUAUUCUCAUAACUUUACAGUAUACCCUGUUUUUUUUUUUUUUUUUUUUUUUUAAAUUCUUCAGUGCCGUGCUGGGUGAAAAGUAUUAUUGCAUGCAACAUGUCAUCUAUAAUGAGCCAAUGAAGAAAAUACACUGCCCGGCCAAAAAAUUUUUUAAAUAAGCUCGAUUUAAUUUUUUGAUUUAAAUAGGCAAAUGCUAAAGAGUCUAUGAUUUGAUCAUUAUUGCAGUGAUUAUGAUGUUUCUAGCAUGUUAUAUGUUUGGCAUCAGUUCUUCUAACACUAAUUGAUGGAGUGUGUAGCUUUUCAUUUCUUAAACAACCAUGUAGGAAGACACAUCAUGGCCACCAGGAUGACAAUGUCAAGAUUUAUCAGGCUCAAAUUGUGAAAGAAUGGUUUGGAGGGAGCAUGAAGAAUCAUUUUCAAACAUGAUUUGGCACCUAUGCAUCCAAAAAGUUGAUGCACCUCUUGAUGGAAAUAAAUGUUGUGAUAUAAUUUCAAUCAGGAGGUGCAUCAAUUUUUGGUCAAGAUCUUGUAUUCACAAUGCAAGAGGUGAGCACUCUGUAAAGUCUACUCCAGCACAUCCCAAAGACUUUUAAUGAAUUUAAGGUCUGGACUCAGAGAUGCCAAUUCAUGUGUGAAAAUUAUGCUUCAUGCUCCCUUCCAACCAUUCUUUCACAAUUUCAGCCUGAUGAAUCUUGACAUUGUCAUUCUGGAAUAUGGACACAUCAUGGAAGUAAUAACAAACGAAAAGCUACACACUCCAUCAAUUAGAGUUAGAAGAACUGUUGCCAAACAUAUAACAUGCUAGAAACAUAAUAAUCAAUGGAAUAAUUAUCCAAUCAUUGACUCAAGACUUUUCCUAUUUAAAUACAGACAGCGACUUAUUUUUUGGGCCGGGUGUGUACAUGUUCCACACCAUCAAAUGAACCUGUAACAAUCAGAUGUCAUCUUUUUACAUGCUUUCUGCUGCAUCUGUCUGAGACUGUUAAAACGUCAUAAUUCAGUUACGUUACUUUGGCCUGAGGAUGACAGGAAUGCCGGUAUCAUAAUGUAGCCUAUACAUGACGUGAAGGUUAAAUGAUAUCAGGGAAUUUUAUUAUGUACAAAUAAACCAGUAAUGUUCUCUUCUGAAGGAUAAAAACUUCAGUUGUAAACUUCUUAAUGAAACAAAGUUUUAUAGCUCAGAAUGUAUCUACAUCCAAUUAUUUGCCAUGCAGUCUUUAUGCUUAAUGGAAUUCGUUGAAAUAAAAAGAAACGAAAAGGAAGUUGAAAUAAA